UAAGCACAUUCACGUAUGCCUCUGCACGUGUAGAGUCGCCUCAUCCGUCUCGACAGAGCGGUCGGCUUCUGAGAGGACCAGCCAGCCAGCCGGCGGCAGAGGGGGGACAAAAAGAAGAAGGGAGGGAGAAGGGGAAAAAAAGCUGAAUAAAAGCCAUACAGAAGAGGAGAAAAACACAUCCAAAUGAGGAUGGGAGAAUAAAAGGAAAGGAUGCUUUGAAUGCCGUCUCUCUUUCAUCAAGCAAGAGGAAGAAGGAAGGGAGCGAGGGGGGACGCAACAUACAGAAGGGACAAAAGCGGGAAUGCUGGAAUGAAUGGGAGUCCUGCUUGCACUGGGAAUAGCAGUCACCCACACCGAAGUCACUGAAAAGCUUAAACCAAGUGUGCCCCAAAUGCGGAGGAAUCCAUAGAAGUCUUCCCAAGCACGACAAACUCCCUCUCCCUCGGGAUUUUUGAUGUCGCCUUUUGGCUGGGCUUUCGCGACGUUUGACCACCGUCGAGCGAGCACGUCUCCGCUCUCCAGGCGGCACCAAUUAAGGCGGGCUUGAGCCGGGCAAGUUGUGACAGAACUGAGGAGACGGCGAGGCGAAGAGGGAAGGGGAGACGGCGUGGCGAAGAGGAGGAGAAGGGGCCCGCGGGUGCUCGUGCGGACAAGAAGUGGCCUGUCUGCAUGAGGGCAGAAGAGAAGGAAUGAUGGAGAACGUCGCCGCUACAUAGGUCAGCCAACAUCCCAGCUGUGCAUCACCAGUGAUACCAUGAUCCAGUUCUGACUGUGGGUAAUGCCGAGCCAAAUAACCAAUCCUGGAGAUGCCGAAGAGAAGAGAUAUUCUUGCCAUCGUGUUGAUCGUGUUACCCUGGACUUUGCUCAUCACAGUUUGGCACCAAAGCGCCAUCGCUCCGCUGCUCGCCAUCCGCAAGGCCUGUCACCACCUAGUAAAAGAGAUCUUUAUCAUUCCAGAGAGGCUUGCAGUUCGCCACCACCGACUCUCAGAUGACGGCGUGGAGGGCAAGCGGGAGGCGGGAGGCCAGGCGGGAGACUCCAAGGAAUACUGUGCCUCAGAUAAGGACAUCGUGGAGGUGGUGAGGACCGAGUAUGUCUACACACGGCCUCCGCCUUGGUCGGACGUGCUGCCCACCAUCCACAUCAUCACUCCCACGUACAGCCGACCCGUGCAGAAGGCCGAGUUGACCCGGCUGGCGAACACCUUCCUUCACAUUCCCAACCUGCACUGGAUCCUGGUGGAGGACUCCCAAAGGAGGACGCCUCUGGUGACGCGACUGCUCAGAGAAACGGGACUCAACUACACCCACCUCAAUGUCGAGACACCUCGGAACUAUAAGCUGCGAGGAGACACUAGGGACCCGAGGAUCCCCCGGGGGACCAUGCAGAGGAAUCUGGCGCUUCGGUGGCUGAGGGAGACGUUCAACGCCAACAGCAGUCAAGCUGGGAUUGUCUAUUUUGCGGACGACGACAACACGUACAGCCUGGAGCUGUUUGAGGAGAUGAGAUCAACACAGAAAGUUUCCGUGUGGCCCGUGGCCUUUGUGGGCGGCCUGCGCUACGAGUCGCCCAAGGUCAACGCGGCCGGGAAGGUGUACGGCUGGAAGACGGUGUUCGACCCCCACCGGCCCUUUGCCAUCGACAUGGCCGGCUUCGCCAUCAACCUGAGGCUUAUCCUUUUCAAGCCUCAGGCGUACUUCAAGCUACGCGGGGUGAAGGGAGGCUACCAGGAGAGCAGUCUGCUGCGGGAACUUGUCACGCUCAACGACCUGGAACCCAAAGCGGCCAAUUGCACUAAGAUACUCGUUUGGCACACAAGAACAGAGAAGCCCGUCCUUGUAAACGAAGGGAAAAAGGGAUUCACAGACCCCAAUGUGGAGAUUUGACAAUGUUUUUUUCUUCAGAUCACGGUGGUCGUCUUUGGACAAAACAGCUGCAGAGUUUCUAGCAAGUUUUUGAAAGACAAUCUAACCCACACACGUGACAUUUUUCUUUGCGAAAAAUGGACGAGGCAGUAUCACUGUAUCAUAUCAAAGCACAGCUUGGCGAAAGGCGGCUUUUAUUUAUGAGCUCUGCGAACCAGACGACGUCAAGGACGGGCGUGGGCGACAACCUGACAGACAGACAGCACAAUUCUAACACCAGUCAGGUUCUCGGGAAAAAAAAAAGAUCCUUCACUUGGUGGAGGAAAAAAAAAAAAAGCAAAAACUGGGAUGAGAUUACGAAUGAAGAUUAUUCAACGACACGGACUACGAUAUGUCUUGUGGAUUUUACUCUGAUAAACACUGCAAGGGAAGGAAUGUCCUUUUGAUAACAAUGUGUUUUGGGUUUUUUUGGUGUUGACAAUACUACUGAUUACAUUUACUCCUGGGUUACCAUGAGUCAUACUUUGAAACCACAACUUGAAGAUGCCGCUGGUGGAAGUGUACAUAAAAACAAAAACAAAAAAACAUGCACCUCUUACUUAGCACUUAAAAACACACUGAUGAUAUUUCUUUGUGCUGACAUGUGUAUAUAGCCAUAGAGCAAUCAGGAAAUGUUGUUGUGAAUACUGUAUUUAUGUUGGACCACGAGGAAAAUAACAAUAGCACACAGUCCGUUUCAUUCAUCUUAAAAAAAAACAAAAAAUCAUAAAGGUUUCCCCUCGUCUAUGCACAGCCAUGUACGAACACACGGAAACAAUCACUGAUUUAUUGAUCUGGAAAAAGGUUCAACCCCAAUUGAUCACGUCUCAGACAUUGUACACCAACACCACCUGAUAAAUGUUUAGCUUUGCUAGCACAGUGGAACCUCGGUCAGCGUCAUUCAUCUGUUUCAGAAGCUCCGACUCAAACGGAAUGCAUUUUUUCCAUAACAAAUAAUGCAAAUCCGAUUCAUCCUUUCCGGACACACAAAACACUUACAAUUAUAGUUUCCCAUGCAGAAAACAAUUGGAAAUACGUAGGAAUGAUGGAUGAAAGGGAUAAAUCAACAUGUGAUUUGAGCUGUUUCUUGAAUUUAGUCGUGUUUCUCCCCUUCGCUACCAAAAUGCUGCUACUUCCAACUUUCUUUGGCUCCUUUGUGGGUUAUUUUUGAUCAAUAAGAAAAGAAGAGCACUGUUGCCAACUUUUCAUUAAGAAAAGUAGCUAUCGGCUGUCCUAGAAGUCGCUAGAUGGCGUCUAAUUUGCAUAUCAUUUGCAUAUGGGUGUUGUUUUUUUGAGAGACCAAAAAAGCGAGUAAAAACGCCUUAAUUACGUUUAGAUCAUCGAGAAAAAGGCUUCUUGAGACGUCAUCUGUACUUCUGUGAAGAAGGUGUCGGACGUUUCGCUCCUCAUCCGAAGCUUCGUCAGCGAACUAAUAAGUGCUGGUAGCCUAGGCCUUAAAUACAGUAAGAGUGGGCGGAAUUGGUGUGCCAACACCCUCCUCCUAUUGGUUCCUUACACUAAGCCUGGGCGGAGUAGUGGUAUAAUCCUUUCCUGCUAUUAACACCUCCGAUAAAAGGGAAGUGUCGCUCCCUGAGUUGGGUAUGAACGACACCUUCUUCACAGAAGUACAGAUGACGUCUCAAGAAGCUUUUUCCUCGAAGGACAACUCCUGUACGACUGAGAGCCUACACGGACGUACGUUUAGAUCAACAAGUAAACUUGAUUCCAGCGCCUCUCAAAGUUCUCCCGUCGCACGUUGGCUAUUGGGAACUUUUUAAAAUUAGCACCUUUAAAUUAGCACUUCGAAUCACAGAUUAUGCUGUGUUUAUUCUAUGGCUCACAUUAACGAGGCUCAGAGCAGCACCCUCUUGUGGUGAAUAUAUGUAAUAGCAACUGUGCUUCACAAUAUCGACAAUACAGUAGGCUUAUCAAUGACUUACAUAUGCCCGAAGAAUUGUAAGAUAAUCCUCUUCAGUUUACGAAUAAAGAGUAGCGAUACACUGUGUUCCAAAUUAUUAUGCUACUAGGAUUUUUGUGUCCUAAACAUAUUUUUUUGUUGUUUUUUAAUGAAAUUCAUGGAUGGCAAUAUGUCUUGGGGCUCUUUGGAUUCCUGAUUUCAAUCUUGACUACUUGACUACUAAAUGAUGUUCCACGUUAUUUAGCAUUGCCACAGAUUUCAAGCACUAUGGGAAAGAAUUUGCUGACAAAAUAUUGCAAUGCCGUGGACAAGGCAUGAAAACAUUCAAUAAUUCACAAUUUCGAACGGUGAUUCAAUUUGUGGCUGAUUCAGAUGACAGCUGGGAUUGUGCUGGUAAAGGCAUAAUGACGAAGGUUUCUGCUAGACGAAGGUGUGGAAUCAAGAUAGCACCUGCUAAAAAGCCAUUCCAAAGCAGCAAACAGGUAUUUGAAGGUGGUGGUGCCUCUGAAGUCCCAUGAACCUGAAGGUGUAGGAUCCUCCAGAGACUAUUUGGCCACCCCUAACCAAUACUCACAAGCAGAAACGGUUGCAGUGGGCAUGAAGAUGAGUUUUCAAACAAUCCUGUUUACUGAUGAGGGCUGGAUUGAUGAAGUUGUGUAUGGCCAGCGUAUCUCAACAAGGCUGUGAUGUCACGUUUUGGAUCGGAAUCAUUGGGAGAGAGCCGGUAGGCCUUUUAUGGUCAUUGAAGGUGUGAAAAUGACCUCAGCAAAGUAGAGUUUCUGACUGACCACUUUCUUCCAUGGUACAAUAUGAAGAACCGUACCUUCUGUAGCAAACCUUCAUGCAUGACAAUGCACCAUCUCAUGACGCAAAGAAUACCUACCUACCUGUCAUUGGCUGUUAUGGCCCCCUCCUGAACCUAACCCAAUUGAGAACCUAUGGGGCAUCAUUGAGGAAAAAAUCUAUUAGGGUCGGAGGCAGACAUCUUGCAAAGAAAUUCAUGCAGAAACGCUCCAAAAACUCCCAAGUUCAAUGUAAGAAUUGUGACGGUUAUAUCAAAGAAGGGAUCUUUAUGUUAACAUGGAACUUGGCCUGUUCAGAUGUUAGUGACUGAAAUAGCUUUUGCUUUCAGUAAAUAUGACUUCCUUGUGCUGCGAAUGCAACAAACGACCAUUUUCGCUUCUUAACAACCAUUGAAAUGCUUGGAAACUCUGCUUUGUAUAAUAAUGUGGAACAGUGCAUUGGAAGUUUGUAUUUAUGAAAAAAAUACUGUUUUCAUUGGGAGGUUUGUUCAAUAACAUUCAAAUUGUACCGGUAAAUUAUGAUGACUGUCAUUUUUUAUUGACUAUUUAGCAAAAUCAGAGAAAAAUAUCAUUUGCGUAAUAAUUUGGAACACAGUGUGGACUAACAAUAAAAUAUAAACACAAUAACACCCUCCUCUUUCAUCCAGGCUUGCUUAUUAAGAAACAUUUGCGUUUGAAAGCAGGGCGAGCUCCCACCCACGUGAUUCAUUUGCACUUUGGUUGCGUUGAGCUCCACAUCGUGGCUUGUGACUGCCUUUGGACGGGGCGGACCUGUCAACAGCACCCGCCGCUGCUCAGAGAGAACACAAAAUGCAGAACAUACAAUAUGUUUGUCACAUGCAGUGUAUUAAUAACAUGACAAGACGUGUGGCAUAUUGUACGCCAUAAUGGGAAAUGUACGCAAAUGUGUGCGAGGCAAAACUUUUGCGUACGUUUUCGACAUACACUGAGCUAGCUAACCGAGGUCCCGCUGUCUCAUUUUUGCUACUUUGCUUCCCAUCAUGGUUUAGCUUCAAAUAUGUGGCUUGUAAAUGAUUACAAUAAGGUUUAUUCGCUUAAUACAUUUGUAUUUGCACAGUUAUUUCAUAAGUACACCACCAGUCAAAAGCUCUGAGACACUUUCUCAUGCAUUUGAAUGAGAUAAUGUGUCCAAACUUUUGACUGGUCUAAUGUAAUUACAUCUCUGGUGUUCCUGAGUACCGCUUGAGGGAACCUGAGUACAACUAGUAGUGCUCGUACCGCAGUUUGAGAACGAAUAAUCCAGGCAAAAUAGAGUGCACUACUUGGCUGCAACCAGCAGAGGCGCUGUUGAGUUCAUCUCAAUCUCAGUUUGCUCUCUAAAAUACAACAUGACAGUUAGGGAAGUUGAGCUACAUCGUGAUUGUGCUUAAUACAGGAGCUGAGAACCUUCAGAAGUAUUUGCUUUGGGUGAGCACAUAUGUUUUUCAUGGGAAAAUGGUUGGUUACAUGGGGUACAGCUCUUUGCAUUGCAGGUAUUCAUUACUUUAUUAAGGGAGACACAAAUCAUCCCCCCAAAAUAUUGAUGCAAUCAUUCAAUAAAGGCUGCAACUACUGAAUAAUGAAAACAUUUCCUGCUGUAAUUAUUUGGAUUUUCAGUACAAAAACUGUAGUUUCCUUAGUAAUAUUAGACAGCUGGCUAAAAUAAAGCACAAUAAUAAUAAUAAUAAUAAUAAUAAUAAUAAUGGUAUAGGUUUAUCGAUAUUCAGAUGUUGUGCAUGGUAGCAGCUAUAAGAGUAAGAAUAUUGUAUAAAUUUGAUGAAUCAAUACUUCUGAUCUAACAGAAGUGGAGAUGAUUCAAACCCUCAGCCUCUGUACUGGAAAUUACGAUGGAGUAUUAGGGCCACGUUGAAAGAAAAAUAGUAGUACAUUACGAGAAAAAUUGUAGUACAUUUACGAGAAUAAUGUCGUAAUACUUCCAAAGGUCAUUUUCAGCAGUCUCAGGCAACGCCUGCUGCAACGGAGUAUGAAAAUAAUGUGAGAUUUUGAGAAUAAAGUCGUAAACUGACAAGAAAAAUAUUAAUAUCAUUCCUGAAGAGCUAUGCUCCAUUUUCCCUCUGACACGUAUGACGCGGUGACGCGUAAUAUUAAAGCUUUAUUCUCGUAAAUUUACCCUUUCAUUCUCGUAAUAUUGCAACUUUUUUUCUCAUAAUUUUCUGGGUUUAUUCUCAUAAAUUUACCACUUUAUUUUCGUAAUGUUACGACUUUUUUCUCAUGAAUUCACGACUAUAUUCUUGUAAUAUUACGGCGUUUUUCUCGUAAAUCUACGACUUUAUUCUCAAAUUUACAACGUUUUUUCUUGUAAACUCACUUUUUUCUCGUAAAUUUAACCUUUUUUUGCCUAAAUUUACGACUUUAUUCUUGAAAUCUCAGAUUCAGUCUCAGGCAACGCCUGCUCUGCCAAACUAUUAAAAUAAUCGGAGAUUUUGAGAAUAACGUCAUAAAUUGACGAGGAAAAACUCAAAACUCAAACGUCCUUCCUGAAGAGCUAUGCACUAUUUUCCCUCUGACACGUAUGACACCAUGACGCGUAAUAUUAAGACGUUAUUCUCGUAAAUUUAAAUUUUUCUCGUAAAUUUACAAUUGUACAAUUGUUGUAAAUGUUCAACUUUUUUUUUGGUAAAUUUAUAACUUUUUUCGCAGAAAUUUACGACUUUUUCAUCGUAAAUUUACAACCUUUUUUCUCAUAAAUUUACGACUUUUUUUAAAUUUCAGAUUCAGUCUCAGGCAACGCCUGCUACGAUAGAGUAGUAAAAUAAUCUGAGAUUUUUUGAGAAUAAAGUCGUAAAUUGACGAGAAUAGGAAGAGAAAAAACUCAAACUUCCUUCCUGAAGAGCUAUGCUCUAUUUUCCCUCCGACACGUACGACACGUACGACACAUAAUAUUAAGUCUUUCUUCUCGUGAAUUUUCAACUUUUUUUCUCGUAAAUGUACUUUAUUCUUGUAAAUUUUCAACUUUUUUCUCACAAAUGUACGACUUUAUUGUCAUAAAUUUACGACAUUUUUUUCUUCUAAAUUUAAUUUUUUUCUCGCAAAUUUACAACUUUCUUUUCGUACAUUUACGACUUUAUUCUUGAAAUCUCCGAUUUUUUUUUUUCCAAUGUGGCCGUAAUACUCGGUCGCACAAAAUACUGCAUUGGAGCACAUGAAGAUAUUUGUUUUACUGACUGCAUGGGGCGGCUUUUGGGCUCACAUCCUGCAAUUUGAUCUACUGUUAUUUAUUUUUAAAAGUUUUAUAUUUAUUUGUGUAUUUAUUUGAGGUACAGGUGUGCAAUAAAUGUGCAUGCACGCACUCACUGUAAACUAUCUAGCAUACCAAGCAGUAAUAAGAAAUUAGCAAUACUGUAGUCCGAUCUUGAUUGCUCAUUAUUGUUGUCUGGAAUCCAAGCGAGCAUACCAGCAGUACUGCUUCUUCUUUUUUGUUGUUUUUUACACUCCGCAUAGUUAAUGUCUGUUGAUGAGCAUUAAUGACCCUCUUGAGGGCUUCCAAGGCACAAUAAACUCCACUCAAGUCGUCCCCUAUGUCUUCAUCCUCACUGUCAUCCUCAUGUCAGUCACACUUUUAUGCAUGGAACUGUUUAAUGGUUCUUUGUUAUUAUUUGCCUCGAAUUCCAGUUUGUCUCAGAGAAAGAUGGUUGUUGGUUCAAGAGAAAUAAACAACUAAGAACAUC
Molecule: messenger RNA, 8314 nt
Organism: Dunckerocampus dactyliophorus (ringed pipefish)
Lineage: Eukaryota; Metazoa; Chordata; Actinopteri; Syngnathiformes; Syngnathidae
Gene: b3gat1a
Product: beta-1,3-glucuronyltransferase 1 (glucuronosyltransferase P) a
Exons: 10
Coding region: 807-1886 (359 amino acids)
Biological process (GO): chondroitin sulfate proteoglycan biosynthetic process; carbohydrate metabolic process
Cellular component (GO): Golgi membrane
Molecular function (GO): galactosylgalactosylxylosylprotein 3-beta-glucuronosyltransferase activity
Source: RefSeq, a predicted model, not a curated record